AUGGUGGAGUACGAGCAUCAUCUAGCCUACCAAGGCCCGUUCCAGGGCCGGAUUGGAAGGUGGGUCGGCGGCAUUGGAAGGACUUGUGGUUGCUGGGACGAUGUCUUGGACAACCAGGAGCCUGUCCUGGGCCGUCCAGAGGUCUGGCGCCCUGGUGACGGAGGUCGUCCAGAGGCCAGCCCCAGGCAGGAGACCUGGCCAAGUUGGCGCACGGUGGAUGCAACCACGGCCUACAUGGAGCAGAGAUCCUCGCGACUUCGCUAUGGAGCGGGCCGCGGAUAG
This is a messenger RNA of Symbiodinium necroappetens, 282 nucleotides long. Lineage: Eukaryota; Dinophyceae; Suessiales; Symbiodiniaceae. The record is from the annotation of a GenBank genome assembly.